Messenger RNA from Rotaria socialis, 2184 nucleotides. NCBI's taxonomy places the organism in Eukaryota, Metazoa, Rotifera, Eurotatoria, Philodinida, Philodinidae. The record is from the annotation of a GenBank genome assembly.
AUGGACACUUCCGAAACAAUGAAUAUGGAUUCAUCUCGUCCAAUAAACAUUUCUAUUGAACGAAGCAUGCCAGAAGCUUAUCCCUAUUCAUCCUAUGAACAAAUUUCCACGGAUCAAAAAUAUAUUCCUUCAACGGCUGCUUAUGCUCAAGCGACUUAUCCAUCUCAAUCUCAACCAUCAGCCAUUUAUCAUAAUCGUCACUCUUUCAAUCACAUCACAUCGGACGAUUCUGGAAAUGAAUCGUCGAUAAACUAUCAGAAAAAAGCCAAUUCACAUUUUGUCGUUGUAGCAAUCGAUUUCGGUACAACCUUUAGCGGUUAUGCAUUCGCAUUUACACGAGAUAUUGAUUCGAUUUUAAUGAUGCGGAAAGUUGAUGGCAAUGAUCCCGGUGUAAUUAAUCAAAAGACGCCAACGACAAUACUGCUAACACCAAAUUUAGAAUUUCAUUCAUUUGGAUUUUUUGCAAGAGAUUAUUUUCAUGAUCUUGAUCUUGAUGAAGCAAAACGAUGGUUAUUUUUUGAAAAAUUUAAAAUGCAUCUUCAUCAUACACAAGAUCUUAAUACUCAAACAUUAAUUCCUGCUAGUAAUGGACGUAAAGUUCCUGCAUUAACAAUAUUUACUUAUGCAUUACAAUAUUUUAAAGAGCACGCUUUACGUGAACUUAGUGAUCAAUCAGGUACGAGAUUUGUUAAUGAAGAUGUUCGAUGGGUUAUCACGGUGCCUGCUAUAUGGAAACAAGCAGCGAAACAGUUUAUGCGUGAAGCAGCCUAUCAAGCUGGUAUUGCUUCAAGAGAAUUUCCUGAUCAAUUACUUAUAGCGUUGGAGCCCGAAGCAGCAUCGAUAUAUAUUCGUAAACUUCGAAUGCAUCAAUUCGUUCCUGAUGAAACUCCAACAUAUUCUCGUAAUUCAGUACGACGUGACCAUGGCACAUUAUCGUCUUCGCUUUCCAAUCAAUCAUCGCCAACUCUUUUCGAUUCUGAAAAAUUAUCAGUUGAUCAAAGCGAUUAUAGUACCAAUAAACAAGCAUUUGAAGUUGUUCUUGAUCGUGGCACACGUUAUAUUGUGGUUGAUUGCGGGGGUGGUACAGUCGAUAUGACGGUUCAUGAAUUAGAUAAUAAACUGGGAACUUUAAAAGAAUUAUAUAAAGCAACUGGUGGACCCUUUGGCUCAGUUGGUGUUGACCAAGAAUUUGAAAAACUCAUGUCUACAAUAUUUACUAAAGAACUCAUGGAAGAUUUUAAAAUGAAAAGGCCAGCUGGUUAUGUCGAUUUAAUGAUUGCAUUCGAAGCAAGAAAACGUACAGCCAGUCCAUUUAAACAUAAUUCAUUAAAUAUUUCAUUACCAUUUUCAUUUAUUGAUUAUUAUAAGAAAAAAAAGGGCUCAACAGUCGAAUCUGCUAUUCGUCGUUAUAAUGAUGUCGAUAUAAAAUGGUCAUCGCAAGGCAUGAUGAGAUUAACUCCCGAAGCUAUGAAACGUCUGUUUCAUCCAACAGUAGAAAAAAUAAAAGGUACUAUUGGUGAUGUCUUAAAUAGUCCUGAUGUUAAAGGAAUUCAAUAUCUUUUUCUUGUUGGUGGUUUUGCUGAGUCACCCAUACUUCAACAUGAAAUUCGUCGAGCUUUUUCAUCGAUUCUCAAAGUGAUUAUUCCUCAAGAUGUUUCACUGUCCAUACUGAAAGGCGCUGUUCUAUUUGGACUUGAUCCAACUAUUGUUAAUGUUCGUCGUUCCCGUUUAACAUAUGGAGUUUCCGUAUUGAAUCGUUUCGUUCCCGAUUAUCAUCUCAAUGAAAAGAAAGUCGUUAAAGAUAAUAUUGAAUGGUGUGCAGAUAUAUUCGAUAAAUUUGUUCUUGUCGAUCAAUCGAUUGGUCUUGGUGAUACCGUUGUAAGAAAAUAUACACCAGCCAGACUCAAUCAAGCACAAUGUGUCAUUUCGUUUUAUUGUUCCGAAUCAGAUAAGCCCAUCUAUGUCACAGAUUCAGGCGUGAGAAAAAUUGGUACUCUUGUUCUUGAUAUGUUCAAUGAUGGGUAUAUGUCCAUAAAUCGUAAUAAUUUUUCCUCAAGUUUUAAAGAUCGUCGACGUGAAAUUCAAACACGCAUGGUUUUUGGUGAUACUGAAAUAAAAGUUAGCGCACUUGAUAUGACCACUGGCAAAUGUGUACGAGCUACAAUUGAUUUUCUCAAUAAAUAA